Molecule: messenger RNA, 1116 nt
Organism: Conger conger (European conger)
Lineage: Eukaryota; Metazoa; Chordata; Actinopteri; Anguilliformes; Congridae
Product: olfactory receptor 52D1-like
Exons: 2
Coding region: 1-1116 (371 amino acids)
Biological process (GO): G protein-coupled receptor signaling pathway
Cellular component (GO): membrane
Molecular function (GO): olfactory receptor activity; G protein-coupled receptor activity
Source: RefSeq, a predicted model, not a curated record
AUGAAUACUGCUUCUUUGAAUGUAUCAUCGAUUCUAAGACUGCAAAGCUUUGACCUCCCACCUAAAGGGGUGUAUGCUUCGUUUAUUUUUGCCACACUGAAUUACCUUGUAAUUCUCUUCUGUAACCUUUCCCUGAUGGCUACCAUUAUCAUGAAUAAGAGCCUCCACCAGCCUAUGUACCUCCUGCUCUUCAACCUGCCCGUCAAUGACCUCAUUGGCUCCUCGGCCCUCUUUCCACAGCUAAUCAAACAGAUCCUGCUGGACUCCGGUUACAUCGAGGUCUCCAACUGCAUCGUUCAGGCGUUUUUCAUCCACGUUUAUGGGGUUGGUAGCGUAUUUAUCCUGGUUGCCAUGGCCUAUGAUAGGUACAUGGCCAUAUGUAACCCACUGAAGUACAGCACCAUCAUGACUCACAGCCACAUCAUUAGAAUUAUUGCAUUAGUGUGGCUUAUGGAUCUGCUCUUGAUGGGUGUAUUGUUCUUCCUCCUACUACGGUUGCCACGUUGCAGAUCUUUAAUGUCACAUUCUUACUGCGACAAUCCCUCUCUUCUCAGACUAGUCUGUGCAGACACCACCAUCAACAACAUUUAUGGACUGUGCCUGCUUGCCAGCAUGCAAGUGUUUUCUGUGGGUAUGAUUAUCUUCACAUACCUUCAGAUUUUGUACGCGUGUUUUAAAAGCAAACGCCCUGACACAAAGAGCAAAGCUGUGCAGACCUGUGCAACUCAUUUAACCGUCUUUCUCCUGUUAGAGUGUUUAGGACUCUUCACAAUUAUCUCAUAUCGCAUAAAGCAUCUCUCUCCUCAUUCAAGGAGGAUGAUAGGAGUUUCCACCUUGAUAUUUCCCCCUACUCUGAACCCAAUAAUAUAUGGCCUUAAAACAAAGGAAAUCCGACAGAGGAUUACAUUGCCAUUCCGAAAAAUGGUGAGAGCAAUCCAAGAGGUAGGGCAGGAUUGGGGCUCAGAGGAGGAGAAGAUCGGAACAGGAUCAGGCAAGGAACAGGAUCAGGCAGGAAACAGGACAGGAGCGGACAUGAACCAGGAACUGGGAAAGAGACGUGAGGAAGCAGGACACAAGCAUGAAGGCAAGGAACAAGGCAAUCUGGCCCCAAACUGA